AUGCGCUCAAUUUGGAACACUCUGAUUUCGGUUUCUCUACCCUAUUCAUUACUCUUACGACUGUCGUUAUCGCUAUCGUUGUCGUCACUGCCUCCGUCGACCUCUACGAUUCCAACCACAAACGAGCAACACAAAGCCCUGAGCCCCCUGGAAGCCUUUAAGACCAAGAAAGACAGGCUACAGAGAGCCGAAACUGAGAGGAAGAUAUCGCUACGAGAUUUCGAGCGCACAGCCUCUGAAUGGGAACAAACCGACAAGGUACAAUCAAUCUUCCAGCAAAUCAAGGCACAAGAGACUACUGUGCGGCUGUACCAACCCCAGGCGGACGAGCUGGGGCCACAAUACGGAGGGGGUUCACUUCUGGUCCUUAGGGAUGAACUAGGGCGCCCAUUCUGGGGAACACCAGGCAGAUAUAUGCCUAGAAACAUGGUUCUCGCACUGGUCGAGGAACUGGGUCACGACUAUAAGGGCAUUCUGGCGGGGGCUACUUGUAGUAGGGGGAUUCAAAGCUGUUUAUAG
Molecule: messenger RNA, 519 nt
Organism: Aspergillus versicolor CBS 583.65
Lineage: Eukaryota; Fungi; Ascomycota; Eurotiomycetes; Eurotiales; Aspergillaceae
Exons: 1
Coding region: 1-519 (172 amino acids)
Source: RefSeq, a predicted model, not a curated record